Protobothrops mucrosquamatus (brown spotted pit viper) is the source of this 2728-nucleotide messenger RNA. RefSeq names its product chromodomain Y like (gene CDYL). NCBI's taxonomy places the organism in Eukaryota, Metazoa, Chordata, Lepidosauria, Squamata, Viperidae. The annotation marks the transcript as partial. The record is from RefSeq and is a predicted model, not a curated record. Gene Ontology annotation, molecular function: transcription corepressor activity. The transcript is spliced from 5 exons. Gene Ontology annotation, cellular component: nucleus.
GAACAUCUACCUUUAUAGAAGCCUUGGCAACCAAUGGUACCAACAUUCAGACAUCAGUAACAGGAGUAGCAGCCAAUAAACGAAGAUUUAUUGAUGAAAGGAGAGAUCAGCCUUUUGAUAAAAGACUACGAUUCAGUGUGCGGCAAACUGAAAGUGCUUACCGCUACAGAGACAUUGUUGUCAGAAAACAAGAUGGAUUCACGCAUAUUUUAUUAUCCACCAAAUCAUCAGAGAACAAUUCAUUAAAUCCAGAGGUGAUGAAAGAAGUCCAGAGUGCACUGAAUACAGCAGCCGUUGAUGACAGUAAACUUGUACUUCUUAGUGCAGUUGGCAGUGUUUUCUGUUGUGGCCUUGAUUUCAUUUAUUUUAUUCGACGUUUGACAGAUGAUAGAAAAAGGGAAAGUACUAAGAUGGCAGAUGCAAUCAGGAAUUUUGUAAAUACUUUUAUUCAGUUUAAAAAGCCCAUAAUUGUUGCAGUAAAUGGCCCAGCUAUUGGACUUGGAGCAUCUAUAUUACCACUAUGUGAUGUGGUAUGGGCUAAUGAGAAGGCUUGGUUUCAGACUCCAUAUACAACAUUUGGGCAAAGUCCUGAUGGAUGUUCAUCUCUCACAUUCCCAAGAAUAAUGGGUCUGGCAUCUGCAAAUGAAAUGUUAUUUAGUGGAAGGAAGCUAACAGCACAAGAAGCAUGUUCAAAAGGACUGGUGUCUCAAGUAUUUUGGCCAGGAACAUUCACACAGGAAGUUAUGGUUCGAAUUAAGGAACUUGUCACAUGUAAUUCAGUUGUACUUGAAGAAUCCAAAGGUUUAGUUCGUAGUAUUAUGAAGAUGGACUUGGAACAAGCCAAUGAUAAGGAGUGUGAAGUUUUAAAGAAAAUUUGGGGUUCUGCUCAAGGGAUGGACUCAAUGUUAAAAUACUUACAGAAGAAGAUUGAUGAAUUUUGAAGAGAUGUGCAUUGACACUGGAUUGUAUUUACUUGGGCAUCUGGAUUUCAUCAAUACCCUAACUGAAAGUAAAAUAAAACAUACCUAAGGCUCAGAAAAUGUGGGCUAAAAGGUAGAGGAACAUGGUUUUAUGGUCAAGGGUUUUUAAAAGAAGUACUGUAUGUUAAGCAUUGAACAAUUUUUUUUCUUUUUUCCACACACACACACACACACAUAUAAAUAUAUAUAAAUAUAUAUAUAUAUAUAUAUUAUAUUUCUUUAUAUACACAAACUAAAAUAUAUAAUGGAGUGCACUACCAAACUUUUGUCUUCUACUUUGUUAUCAUUGGCUAGUACUGUAUCAGAAGAAAAUGGUGAAUAAAAUGAGAUGUUGCAUUAUUUUGUAUGUGGCAGGAAAGUCCUGAAGCAAUGACUAUUUUUUCACUAGAGUCCAGAGUUAAAACGGGUAUUGGCCGGCCCUUACUUUCACUGCCCAAAAAGUCAGUUAAGAAGAGGCAUUGCCUUGAAUUUUGAGAAAGGUUUAAAAAUACCUCAAAUAAUGAUGUGUUCUAAAAAAAAAAAAUAUUUUUUAAGAAAAAAAAAUACCCUAUAUAGAAAAUGCCCCUCCUCCCCCAGAUACCCAAGUGUGCUCAGGAUUUAUUCUAUACAAACACUCAGCCCUUCAUGUUUUGGGGAACAUGCCCCAUUCUGACCCAGAUAGCAUGAAGAUGCCAGUUUCUUGUAAAAAAAAAAAAAGUUUUGUUUUGCAGUAUUAGUGAAUCACUGAAAUACCAUAUAUAUUAUGGAUUAAAUAAUAGUUUAGUCUUAGUGGUUUUAUAAAAAGUUAGGGUUUUUUAAUUAUUUUACUACAUAAUUGCUUCGAUUGCUGGGUGAAAAAAACUAUAUACAUUGUUUUGUUCUGUUUGCUUGUUUAAAGAAAUACACCAAAAAUAUAUAUAUUAUGUUCAUCUUUAGCCUCCUGUAGAAUAUAUUUUAUUUAAUAAGUUAAAAUUUGUGUGGCACACUAUUAAUUAUUCCUUUUUCAUGCUAUCUUAUCUUAGCUGUCUGUUGUCUUUUGUCAAUGCUUUUAAUCUUAAUUUUACACUAUGACCCUGAUCCAGAGAACUCUCCGUGCAGCAACAGGCUCUAGGCAUUUUGCAAGGCAUUGGAUGAGGUUCCCCUCCAGAGAACAGGAAUAGUGCUUUUAAUUGAAGUGGGUACGUAGAGGUAUUGCUUUUCUAUUUGGCAGGCUAUAUUGAUGCAGGAUUACUAUCCGUGGCCUCCCAACCCUACAUCAAGUGUUGGAGGCAGCCCCUCCAUUUUCCAUCAAACACACACAGUGCCCUUUUCUGCAUAUGGGACUGCAUCCAGAAGGGCAAUGUGCUGGUGAAAUUCUGUUUUCAUGCCUUUUCUGGAUCAGGGUGCAUAAUAGACAGUCUGGUAUACAAGGGUGCCCUGUGUAAAUAGACCUAUUUUGCAUUCCUGUUGGGAGUGUAUGAUGAUUCCUACUCCAGAUAUCUACUAGGAUUUAGAUAUCUAUACUUGCAAUCUUACUGAAUGUAUGAAGAAUGGGGGAAAUUUAAACCUUAUUUUUGUACAGUUUGAAACUUUAUACUUGGAGCCUGACCACCUCAUCCUAGCAGAAAGAUGUACAGUGUGUAAAUCUGCUUUUCCUUGGGUUGGUACAGUAUUUUUGCAUCUGUGGGACCUAAUUUUUGUUGUUCUAGUAGUUUGAACUAUAUAUAAACUGUACAAUCUGUAAAGUUUUUAUAGAAUAAAUAUUCAGCUGUGAACCUGUUAAAAUAAAA